This is a messenger RNA of Penicillium malachiteum, 201 nucleotides long. RefSeq lists its product as uncharacterized. The record is from RefSeq and is a predicted model, not a curated record. The coding region runs from base 1 to 201 and encodes 66 amino acids. The transcript has a single exon. NCBI's taxonomy places the organism in Eukaryota, Fungi, Ascomycota, Eurotiomycetes, Eurotiales, Aspergillaceae.
AUGUGGCGGAAUGCCCCGGCCGAAGAGAAGAAGCCCUACCUCGACAGCAUUGAGGCCAAUCGCACUGAGAAUGCGCGGGUAAAUGAAGCGUGGAAGGAGGCAGCUGCGGAGUGGGAUCAGCGGUCGUUGGAGGUGAAGGACCGGUGGUGCACAGAGAACCCGUUUGAUGCAUGGGUUGUGCCUUCGUCUUUGGACGAGUGA